Molecule: messenger RNA, 1980 nt
Organism: Anopheles nili
Lineage: Eukaryota; Metazoa; Arthropoda; Insecta; Diptera; Culicidae
Product: snake venom 5'-nucleotidase
Exons: 6
Coding region: 1-1758 (585 amino acids)
Biological process (GO): nucleotide catabolic process
Molecular function (GO): hydrolase activity
Source: RefSeq, a predicted model, not a curated record
AUGGAUCAGUUUACACUUAUUCACUACAAUGAUGUAUACAACAUCGAUGCCAACAGCAAAACGGAACCGAUCGGUGGAGCCGCACGGUUUUGUACCGCAGUGCGAUCAUUCGAUCACUUAGCUCCAUUAGUGCUUUUCAGUGGCGAUGCAUUUUCACCGAGCAUGUUGAGCACCUUUACGAAGGGCGAACAGAUGAUUCCGGUGUUGAAUGCCGUAGGAACGCACUGUGCCGUUUUUGGGAAUCAUGAUUUUGAUCAUGGGCUUGAUAUUCUCAACGCAUGGGUUGAAAAAACAAACUUUCCAUGGUUGAUGUCGAACGUGGUGGAUAACGAAACGGGUCGACCACUAGGGGGUGGAAAAAUCACACUCAUUUUGCACCAUAAAAACUUCAAAGUAGGCCUGAUUGGACUGGUGGAAAAGGAAUGGCUCGACACGCUUCCGACGAUCGACCCCAAUGAGGUGACGUAUGUUGAUUUCAUAAAAGCCGGAAAUCAGCUUGCCGAUCAACUGCACAACCAGGGUUGUGAUAUUAUUAUAGCUUUAACACAUAUGCGAACGCCCAACGACAUUGAGCUGGCGAAACAUUGCGGACGUAUUGAUUUAAUUUUAGGAGGUCACGAUCAUGUGUACGAAGUUUUAAAUAUCGAUGACACCUACGUUAUUAAAUCGGGCACCGAUUUUAGGCAAUUUUCAAAGAUCGGCAUCAAUCUAGAGCGCAACGCAAGUGGUAAAAUCAAAGUCCAUGUUGAAAAGAUCGAUGUCAAUUCGAGCGUAUAUUCGCCAGACGUUGAGCUCGCCCAAGAGUUGCAACGGUUUUCCGAAACCAUCGAGUCCAAAAUGGACGAAGUUUUGGGAACGUUCACGGUCGAACUGGAAGGACGAUUCUCUGCCAUUCGCACUGCGGAAACGAACCUGGGCAACUGGAUCUGCGAUAUCGCGCUAGCGGCCACCGGAGCGGACUGUGUCAUCAUAAAUUCGGGAACAUUCCGUUCGGACCAGCUGCACCCCGCCGGACCGUUCACGAUGCGCGAUCUGAUCAACAUAAUUCCGAUGCAGGACCCAUUGCUGGUGUGCGAGGUCACGGGGCACAUUUUGCAUCAAGCGCUUGAAAAUUCGGUUUCAACCUACCCGAAGCUGGAAGGCCGGUUUCCCCAGAUUGCCGGCAUGUCGUUCGUGUUCGAUCCGACAAAGCCGCCUGGCCAACGCGUAGAACCGAAGCUGAUACGGCUCGGUGAUGAAUGGUUAAAACUCGAGCAAACGUACACGCUUUGCGUGAAAAGUUACAUUUUCGGUGGAUGUGAUGGAUACAACAUGUUCAAGGGAUGCCGCGUGUUGGUGGAUGAUGACGCUGCACCGGAACUGGGACUGGCUAUCCAGAACCACUUCAAGGCAAUCGAUGUUCGCAUGGGAAAAUGCCACCAUACCAAGCAUCGUCAAUCACUAGUCACUCUAUCGCGCCGUCAUAGUAUGGUUCAGAUGCUGGAAAAUCUUGAGCUAGAUGGUCCAUCACCCAUUAGAAGGAAGUCUUGCGCGAUGCUACCAAAAAUGGAACACCAUCUCUGCAACAACCGAGGCAAACUUCUUCGGCGAGCUUCGUUGGACGAUUUGGAGCAUAACAGCUGCCAAUUAGCCCCUGCGAUUCAGCAUAGAAUUAUUGCUGUUCAAAACAACGAUCAUAUGCAAGAGAUGAUAUUAAGACGCGAAACUAUCGAAAAAAACUGUGUCAUCAAGGAGACGGACGAGCUAACGCCACCGUAAGCAAUGUGGCGUGAUAUGUUGAAUGCUUUCGUGAAUGGCUCACCUUACUUCAUGGGAACCGUGUGGUUGAUACAGCAUGACGCGUGAUCUACGCGUAUAACGCGUGUUUACAAUUGUUGGGUAUCUUGUUAGAAAAGUUUGUUUUGGAGUAAUGAUUCACAAACGGAUGAGUUUUACUAUUAUUUUUUCUACAACAGAUUUACUAAUUUAAAUAAAAAAUGU